Caenorhabditis briggsae is the source of this 1191-nucleotide messenger RNA. It is a transcript of the gene Cbr-col-73, whose product is annotated as Protein CBR-COL-73. Gene Ontology annotation, molecular function: structural constituent of cuticle. Lineage: Eukaryota; Metazoa; Nematoda; Chromadorea; Rhabditida; Rhabditidae. The record is from RefSeq and is a predicted model, not a curated record. The coding region runs from base 1 to 1191 and encodes 396 amino acids. The transcript is spliced from 4 exons.
AUGCCAUCGACCAACCAUUCGUCGGCUUCUUACGUCCUCAAAAAGGAAAAGGAAAAAGGAGGAAAGAAAGAGGACGAUAUCUCAUUAUCAAUACAAGCGUAUCACUACUUUCUGACAUCUGAAUCCUUCUAUGAAUUAUCAUUUGAUAAUGAGAAUGUCAAUAUGAGCCAAGACGAUAAGCAAAAGUUGGUGGAGGUCGAGACCGUGAAGAAGUUCGCGUUCUUCGGAAUCGCAGUCUCCACUGUCGCCACAUUGACUGCCAUCGUGGCUGUUCCAAUGCUCUGCAUGUACAUGCAAAACGUUCAAUCUGGACUCCAAGACGAGAUCAACUUCUGCCGUACCCGUUCCGACUCUCUCCGUGGAGAAUACACCAAACUCGACCAAUUCCGUAAGGCCGAGAGCCGUGAAAAGCGUCAAACCUACCAAUGCUGCUCUUGCGGAAUCGGACCAGCUGGAGCCGUCGGAAACCCAGGACAAGACGGAGCCCCAGGAAACGACGGAAGACCAGGAGCUCCAGGAGCCCCAGGACCAGAUGCUCCAAAUGAUCAUGUUCAACCAACUCCAGCCGAUUUCUGCUUCGAAUGCCCACCAGGGCCAGCCGGAAACCCAGGAAACCCAGGACCAAAGGGACCACCAGGACAACCAGGAGCUCCAGGAGAGCAAGGACCAAAUGGACGCCCAGGAACCCCAGGAGCUCCAGGACCACAAGGACCACCAGGAUCUGCCGGACAAGACGGAACUCCAGGACAACCAGGAGCCCCAGGACAAGUCCGCACUGUUCCAGCCCCACCAGGAAACCCAGGACAGCCAGGAGAGCCAGGAGCUCAAGGACCACCAGGAGAGGAUGGACACCCAGGAAACGCCGGACCACAAGGACCACCAGGACCACAAGGAGAGCCAGGACAAGACGGAGCCCCAGGAAACCAGGAGCCCCAGGAGAGGCUGGAGAGCCAGGAAAGGACGGAGCCAAGGGAGGAUGCGAUCACUGCCCAAUCCCAAGAACCGCUCCAGGAUAUUAAUUCUGCUGACUUCUUGCCUAAAUUAUUUUUCCUUCUUCUCUCUACUUUCCGAGUGAUUGUGCGCCACCCCGUAGUUCUCAGCUACUGGGACCUUUCUGACUUCCAAGUACUCCCAGCACACGAGACCUUUUUUUCAGAUUACUCUUUUUCGAUGAAACUACCGACAAACUGA